This is a messenger RNA of Bactrocera neohumeralis, 905 nucleotides long. RefSeq lists its product as uncharacterized. Bases 102 to 734 code for a protein of 210 amino acids. The transcript has 2 exons. The record is from RefSeq and is a predicted model, not a curated record. NCBI's taxonomy places the organism in Eukaryota, Metazoa, Arthropoda, Insecta, Diptera, Tephritidae.
CCAAAAACCACUAGGAACUCACCGCAGCAUUCCAGGGCAGGAUUUGGAACACCUCAUAGGAACUAUCAGACACAUUGGCCUACCGUAAUACCCAAAAUCCCAUGACGGAUAACAAAGCAAACAUGGACUCAGAAAGCAUGUCAACUCCAACACCAACACUGCGAUCGGCCAUCAGUGUUCCCCGUCCUGGGGUUGUCCCAACAGCGGCACCCCGUACAAUCCCCGCAUCAGCACCGUCAACUGCAGCUCGUCAUGACACACGAGCAGCUGUAACCACACCGGCACCACCAGCGGAGCCUCAUCGCAUACGAUGCCCUCUUUGUCGCCGCCCCCAUCGACUGCAACAUUGUGGGCUCUUCAAGGGCAUGUCACCCAUCCAGCGGCAGCAGGUAGCACAGGCGCAUGGGCACUGCAACAAUUGUCUGGCACACACGCACGCGACUGAGGACUGUGACUCUGGGGCAUUGUGCCAAAUGUGUGGCAGGCAGCAUCACACGCUGCUCCACCGCACCCCAAGACGUGAGGUUGGUCGGCCACCUGCCACUCGCAGACCGCAGCAAUCCAGCCGUGUGCCACGACGCCGAAGACCGCCACCACCACCUGAGUCCCGUCUAUGGCGUCCGCGAAACGCAGUACCCAUCAGGCGCCAUCGUCAAAGGCCACACUACCGGCGCACGUCCGGACUUAGCAACGUUGUGGCAACGUUGCAACAACUCCAGCGAUUGCUAGGCUGAACAUUCGCCUAGGGGGGCCGGGAUGGCUAAAUGAGUUAAACGUUCCGCCCCCAUACACUACUACACCACACAACACACCACUCACAAGCAACACUGGCACAUACACCACACCUGAAGACAGCAGUUUCCCCACACACCACACAUUCAUUGGAAACAGCAAAAAACACCACA